Acanthosepion pharaonis is the source of this 2904-nucleotide messenger RNA. The record is from the annotation of a GenBank genome assembly. Lineage: Eukaryota; Metazoa; Mollusca; Cephalopoda; Sepiida; Sepiidae.
AUGUUCUUUUCAUUGUCAUUUUUAAUCUUUGGUUUUUUAAUAUCAUUUCUCUUUUUUAUCUCUUUUCUUUUCUUCUCUCCUAUCAACAUUGAUCUACAAAUUUUUCAACAUUCAUUCUACAAAUUUUUUAAUUCAUUGUCAAUUUUCUCUUUUGUCUUUUUUUUCUUUCUCUUCUCGCAUUCAAUAUCUCUUUCUCAUUCUUUGGUUUUCAAUAUCUCUGUUCCGUCUUCAUUCUCUCUAGUCAAAAUUCAUCUACAAAUUUUGUCCUUUCAUUUGUCAAUUUUAAUCUUUUUGUCUUUUUUUGGUUCUCAAAAUAUCUCUCUUCCGUCUUCAUUCUCUCUUUCAACAUUUUUGUCUUUUUUAAUUCUUUCAAUUUUAAUCUUUUCUCUCUUUUUGAUUCUUUUCUCGCUUUUUUCUCUAUUCCGUCUUCAUUCUCUUUUUUUGUCUUUUUUUAAUUCUUUUUUGGUUUUCAUUGUCUCUCUUUUGAUUCUUUUGUCUUUUUUUUCUUUCUGUUCUUCAUUUCUCUCCUUUUUUUGUCUUUUUAAUUCUUUCUUUGUCAACAUUGAUUCUUUUGCUUUUGUUUCCUAUUCAUUCAUUUUUCCUUUUUUUGUCUUUUUUAAUAUCUUUUCUCUCAAUUCAUUCUGUACUUUUUUUGUCUUUUUAAUUCUCAAUUUUAAUCUUUUUUUUUUUUUGCUUUCUUUUCUCCUGUCCUUUUUUUGUCUCCUUUUUUUUUUGUCUUUUUUCAUUUUUCUUUUUCAAGCAUCUCUCUUUUUGAUCUUUUUUUUUUUGUUUUCUUUUUUUUUUAAUCUUUUGUCUUUUUUUUUUCUCUUUUUUUUAUUCUUUUUUGGUUUUCAUUCUCUCUCUUUUGAUUCUUUUUGCUUUUUUUUCCUAUUCCGUUUCAUUCUGUCCUUUUUUUUUCUCUUUUUUUUAUCUUUCUCGGUUUUCAUGUCUCUCUUUUUGAUUCUUUUGCUUUCUCUUUUCUUGAUUCCAAAUUCAUUCUGUCCUUUUUUUUUCAUCUCUCUUUUGAUUCUUUUUUCUUUCUUUUCCUCUUCAACAUUCAUUCUGUCCUUUUUUUUUUUUGUCUUUUUUAAUUCUUUUUUGGUUUUCAAGCAUCUCUCUUUUGAUUCUUUUUGCUUUCUUUUUCUCUAUUCCGUAUUCAUUCUGUCCUUUUUUUUUGUCUUUUUUAAUUGUCUUUCUUUGGUUUUUCAAAAUCUCUCUUUUGAUUUCUUUUGCUUUCUUUUUCCUUUUUUCAUCUCUCUUUUUGAUUCUUUUUCUUUUUCUUUUCUUCAUUCUCGUCAACAUCAUUCUGUCCUUUUUUUUUUGUCUUUUUUAAUUCUUUCUUUUCGUUUUUCAAACAUCUCUCUUUUUGAUUCUUUUUGCUUUCUUUUUGUCUUUUCCUUUUUCACAUCUCUCUUUUUGAUUCUUUUGCUUUCUUUUUUCUUUUCCGUUUAUUCAUUCUGUUCUUUUUUUUUUGUCUUUUUAAUUCUUUCUUUGGUUUUCAAGCAUCUCUCUUUUGAUUCUUUUUUUUUUUUUCCUAUUCCGUAUUCAUUCUGUCCUUUUUUUUGUCUUUUUUUAAUUCUUUCUUUUCAUUUUCAAAUUUUCUCUCUUUUGAUUCUUUUUAAUUCUUUUUCCUAUUCCGUAUUCAUUUCUGUCCUUUUUUUUUUUUGUCUUUUUAAUUUUUCUUUCAUUUUUCAUUUUCAUCUCUCUCUUUUUAAUUCUUUUCCUUUCUUUUUCUGUUCCUUCAACAUUCUUUUUGUUCUUUUUUUUUCUUUUUUCUUUUUUAAUUCAGUUUUUUCUUCUCUGAUUCUUUUUUUCUUUUUUUUUUCCGUAUUCAUUCUCUUUUUUUUUUUUUUUCUUUUCUCUUUUUUUCAUCAUUUGCUUUUUCAUCUUUUCAUCUCUCUUUUGAUUCUUUUUUUCUUUUUCCUAUUCAUUAUUCAUUCUGUCCUUUUUUUUUGUCUUUUUUUCAAUUCUUUCUUUUGGUUUUCAAAAUAUCUCUUUUUAUUCUUUUGCUUUCUUUUUCCUAUUCCGUAUUCAUUUCCUGUUUUUUUGUCUUUUUUCUUUCUUUCUUUGUUUUUCAAGCAUCUCUCUUUUGAUUCUUUUCUUUUUUUUUCUAUUCCCAUCUCUCUUUUGAUUCUUUUGCUUUCUUUUUUCUAUUCCGUAUUCAUUCUGUCUUUUUUUUUCUUUUUUAAUUCUUUUCUCUUAGUCUUUUUUUUUUUUUUUAAUUCUUUUGCUUUCUUUUUUUCCGUAUCAUUCUCUCCUUUUUUUUCUCUUUUUAAUUCUUUCUUUCUUUUCUUUCUUUUCUUUUCCGUAUUCAUUCUCAUCUCUCUUUUGAUUCUUUUGCUUUCUUUUUCCUAUUCAGUAUUCAUUCUGUCCUUUUUUUUUCUUUUUUUAAUUCUUUCUUUGGUUUUCAAUCAUCUCUCUUUUGAUUCUUUUGCUUUCUUUUUCCUAUUCCGUAUUCAUUCUCAUCUCUCUUUUGAUUCUUUUGCUUUCUUUUUCCUAUUCCGUAUUCAUUCUGUCCUUUUUUUUUGUCUUUUUUUAAUUCUUUCUUUGGUUUUCAAGCAUCUCUCUUUUGAUUCUUUUGCUUUCUUUUUCUAUUCGUAUUCAUUCUUCAUUUUUUUUUUCUUUUUUUUUCUUUCUUUUUUUCAAUCUCUUGCUUUUCUUUUUUUCUUUUUCAUUCUCUUUGUCUUUUUUGUCUUUUUUUAUUCCCAUCUCUCUUUUAAUUCUUUUGCUUUCUUUUUCCUAUUCCGUAUUCAUUCUGUCCUUUUUUUUUUCUUUUUUAAUUCUUUUUUGGUUUUCAAACAUCUCUCUUUGAUUCUUUUGCUUUCUUUUUCUUUUUCCAUUCAUUCUGUCCUUUUUUUUCUCUUUUUUAAUUCUUUCUUUGGUUUUCAAACAUCUCUCUUUUGA